GAAAAGCGAGAUCGACCCGACUGAAAGUCAACCUUCAACUGUUCUGUUUUUGUUUUUGUUUGAGUGAAGUGCUUUCUGAACCAGACGAAAAGUAUGUUUUGAGGCCUCAUUGCCUCAUUCUCACGUCAUCUUUGGUGCUUCUGCGUCCCCACUGAUUGACAAAUGGAUCACAGUCAGGCUUCUGGUUCAGGAACAUAUGGUGGUGGCAACCUUCUAAACAAUGGAGCGCUUGCUAGUUCCUCCUUUCAGGCAUCGCAAAGCCAUUCAGGAGAGUCGCUAAAAAGAAGGAGCAGUUCACGUUCCAUCAAGCGGAGGAAAUUUGAUGAUGAGUUGGUGGAAUCAAGUCUCGGGGCUUAUGGCAGCCCAGUUGCGUCAAAAGUAGUGAGACAACGAACUCAGUCAGUCACCCUUCCUCCCCAUCCCAUUGAACGUAGCUAUGAGCAUUCUGCUCCAAGCACUAGUGCAAGCACAAUCAGUGUACCCCCAGCGCCAGCACCAGUACCUCCACCUCCACCACCAGAAAAUCGUCAGAAACGCACCUCUAGCAAGUCAAGUAACAUGUCUGGGAGCCGCCGGAACCGAAAGCAAAAACAUGCUCACAAUGUUUCUGCUAAAGACUUAGGCCGCUGGAAACCAACAGAUGACCUUGCACUUAUUAUUGGAGUACAGCAGACUAAUGAUAUUCGGAUGGUGCACAGAGGAGUGAAAUUCUCUUGUCGCUUUACUGUACAAGAACUCCAGCAAAGAUGGUAUGCCCUCCUGUAUGAUCCCAUUGUCUCCCGUGUUGCUGUUGCUGCCAUGAGAAAUCUUCAUCCUGAGGUUACCCAGGCAGUGCAGGCUAAAGCUUUAUUUAGUAAAGCAGAAGAAGAACUCCUUGGAUCAAUAAAAUCUACAUCCUCUCCAUCAGUGGCAACUAUGGCAGAACUUCUUGAGAAAAAUCCACAAGUAUUUUUUCCUGCCCGUACUGGCAAGUCCCUGUUAACUCAUUGGACUUUGAUGAAACAAUAUCACCUUCUACCUGAUCAGACAGUGCAAAGUCUACCACAGGCCGAACAUGUUCUCAACUUUUCUGAUGCUGAAGAAUUAAUUAAUGACGCAGAACUAGCUGAUCUCCGAGAUGAGGCACUUGAACAAGAGCUAGCGAUUGCUGAUCGGCGAGCAAAAAAAGAAAUACGCACAUUAGAAAACGAACUGGGGCGGUGGCAAGUUUUAGUGGAUUCUGUAACUGGCAUUAAUCCACCUGAAUUUGACAAUCAAACCCUUGCUGUUCUUCGCGGACGAUUGGUUCGAUAUCUCAUGCGCUCCAGAGAGAUUACCCUGGGACGUUCUACAAGAGAUCACAGUGUGGAUGUUGACCUCUCUCUGGAAGGACCAGCAUGGAAAGUAUCCCGCAGACAAGGUACAAUACGUAUGAGAAACAACGGCGACUUCUUCAUUUCCAGUGAAGGCAAACGGCCGAUUCACGUGGAUGGCCGGCCUAUCCUUCAAGGGAACAAAUAUCGGCUCAACAACAACUCUGUUGUCGAGAUUGCUGGUCUACGGUUUAUUUUCCUUGUCAACCAGGAGCUGAUAAAUGCUGUCAGGGUUGAGGCAGCCAAGCUUUCAACUGUGACAAUCUAAUUGCCAAAUUGAGUUUGUACUUUACACACUAAGAUUUCAUCCUAAUUUACAUAGAAACAUUUAAUGCAUAAUUAGAUAGAGAAUAAAUUAAUGCUAAUUAUUACUUGUUUA
Thrips palmi is the source of this 1731-nucleotide messenger RNA. It is a transcript of the gene Rcd5, whose product is annotated as microspherule protein 1. NCBI's taxonomy places the organism in Eukaryota, Metazoa, Arthropoda, Insecta, Thysanoptera, Thripidae. The transcript has 10 exons. Gene Ontology annotation, biological process: positive regulation of transcription by RNA polymerase II. The coding region runs from base 163 to 1620 and encodes 485 amino acids. Gene Ontology annotation, molecular function: G-quadruplex RNA binding; protein binding. Gene Ontology annotation, cellular component: Ino80 complex; NSL complex; MLL1 complex. The record is from RefSeq and is a predicted model, not a curated record.